CAGAGUGACUCCUCUUCCUCAGCAGAGGAUCUUUGGCUCAGAGUGACUCCUCUUCCUCUCAGAGGAUCUUUGGCUCACAGUGACUCCUCUUCCUCAGCAGAAUGGCAGGCAGCGCGUGGAGGUCAAUGCUGGUGCAGCUGGUGCCGGGCGCCCGGAGAGCCGGCCUGUCGUCCUCCUCCAGGGGGAUGCAGACAGUCACGCUGAUUCCUGGGGACGGGAUUGGACCAGAGAUCUCUACUGCUGUCAUGAAGAUCUUUGAGGCUGCGAAGGCUCCAAUCCGAUGGGAGGAGAGGAAUGUAACGGCGAUAAAGGGACCUGGUGGCCGAUGGAUGAUCCCUCCCGAUGCUAAAGAGUCCAUGGACAAGAACAAGAUCGGACUGAAAGGACCCCUGAAGACGCCCAUCGCUGCAGGUCACCCCUCCAUGAACCUGCUGCUGAGGAAGACCUUUGACCUUUACGCCAACGUGCGACCCUGCAUUUCCAUCGAGGGCUACAAGACUCCGUACACCGACGUCGACCUGGUCACCAUCCGAGAGAACACGGAGGGCGAGUACAGUGGCAUCGAACACGUGAUCGUCGAUGGCGUCGUUCAGAGCAUCAAACUGAUCACUGAGAACGCCAGCAGACGCAUCGCUGAGUACGCCUUCGAAUACGCCAGAAACAACCAAAGAGCCAGCGUGACGGCCGUCCACAAAGCCAACAUCAUGCGGAUGUCAGACGGGCUGUUUCUGAGAAAGUGUCGCGAGGUGGCCGAGGGCUACAAAGACAUCAGGUUCACUGAGAUGUACCUCGACACCGUUUGCCUCAAUAUGGUUCAGGAUCCCACCCAGUUCGACGUCCUGGUCAUGCCCAACCUGUACGGAGACAUCCUCAGCGAUCUGUGUGCCGGUCUGAUCGGAGGACUCGGGGUCACGCCCAGCGGGAACAUCGGAGCCAACGGAGUCGCCAUAUUUGAAUCGGUUCACGGCACCGCCCCCGACAUCGCCGGCCUGGACAUGGCGAACCCCACCGCCCUGCUGCUCAGUGCCGUCAUGAUGCUGCGUCACAUGGGUCUCCAUGACUACGGCAACAAGAUCCAGACGGCCUGUUUCGACACCAUCAGAGACAAGAAGGUGCUGACGAAGGACCUGGGAGGAAACGCCAAGUGUUCGGAGUUUACAGCUGAUAUCUGCCGUCGCAUCCAGGACCUGGACUGAGGCUGCGGUGCUGGACUGCCAUGGGGGUCUGCGCCCCCCCCCCCGCAGACUGGUCGGGUCUCUCUGGAGCUGCGGGGACACGCCGGGAGGCGUCUUUCUACUGUAUUUACAUGAAAACAGUUUUUGCUGUAAUGAGGUGAUGGAUGUGGAGGGGGCGGGGCUUCGUUAACAUACGCACAAAUGUCACAUGACCAAGAAAUCAUUUAGACGUGUUUUUACUCCAAGUAUCAUCAUAUUGAUAAUGUCAGCGCUCUGCUUUGUUGUUUAACGGUGACGCAGUGUAACCGUAACUUAUUUAUUGUUUCCUGUCACGUGCUGAUCAGAGGUCUGUAAGCUCCCGUCUGCUGUUUCUACUCAUUCGGCUUCACGCCGCCGGCCGCUGGCCGCCACCGCCGGCCGCCGCUUCUCUUGCUCUCACACGUUCAGGACUCAUUAAAAAGGCUUUAAGAUUAAA
Siniperca chuatsi (mandarin fish) is the source of this 1650-nucleotide messenger RNA. Its product is annotated as isocitrate dehydrogenase [NAD] subunit alpha, mitochondrial-like. Gene Ontology annotation, biological process: isocitrate metabolic process; tricarboxylic acid cycle. NCBI's taxonomy places the organism in Eukaryota, Metazoa, Chordata, Actinopteri, Centrarchiformes, Sinipercidae. Gene Ontology annotation, cellular component: mitochondrion. The transcript has 11 exons. Gene Ontology annotation, molecular function: NAD binding; magnesium ion binding; isocitrate dehydrogenase (NAD+) activity. Bases 102 to 1196 code for a protein of 364 amino acids. The record is from RefSeq and is a predicted model, not a curated record.